This is a messenger RNA of Polypterus senegalus (gray bichir), 2503 nucleotides long. RefSeq names its product transmembrane p24 trafficking protein 7 (gene tmed7). Gene Ontology annotation, biological process: endoplasmic reticulum to Golgi vesicle-mediated transport; Golgi organization; intracellular protein transport. Bases 196 to 843 code for a protein of 215 amino acids. Lineage: Eukaryota; Metazoa; Chordata; Cladistia; Polypteriformes; Polypteridae. The record is from RefSeq and is a predicted model, not a curated record. The transcript has 4 exons. Gene Ontology annotation, cellular component: endoplasmic reticulum-Golgi intermediate compartment; COPII-coated ER to Golgi transport vesicle; endoplasmic reticulum.
UGAAAGCCAAGUGGAUAUUCAAUUAAAAUUAUUUAUUAAGCGAGCUAAUCUUCUUUAAACGCCAGCUUGAAAAACAAAUAAUGGCAAAGGACAUUCGGUCGACCUAAAAUUGUCGACUGAAUGCGUUCCACAGUUUAAAAUAAUGUAUAGUUAGCGUGGCUGUCUUGUACUGGUUGUAAGCAGGACGGGGUGAAGAUGCAAGGUUUUGGCGUGGCCAUUCUCACUCAGGUUAUUUGGGCCCAGCUGUUACUCCUGGGAUGGGCUCGCGCAUCCGAGUUGACGUUUGAGCUGCCAGACAACGCGAAGCAGUGUUUCUACGAAGAUAUCAUCGCGGGCACCAAGUGCACUCUGGAGUUCCAGGUUGUAACAGGAGGUCAUUAUGAUGUGGAUUGUCGCCUAGAUGAUCCUGAUGGAACUGUUCUCUAUAAAGAAAUGAAGAAGCAGUAUGAUAGCUUCACAUUCACAGCUUCAAAGAAUGGAUCUUACAAGUUCUGCUUCAGUAAUGAAUUCUCAACUUUUACACAUAAGACUGUCUACUUUGAUUUCCAAGUUGGAGAGGAUCCUCCAUUGUUUCCCAAUGAGAACAGAGUUUCAGCUUUGACUCAGAUGGAGUCGGCUUGUGUUUCAAUUCAUGAAGCUUUGAAAUCUGUAAUUGAUUAUCAGACACACUUUCGCCUAAGAGAAGCUCAAGGACGUAGUCGAGCAGAGGAUCUGAACACAAGGGUGGCAUUUUGGUCAAUUGGAGAAGCUAUUAUUUUGUUAGUUGUCAGUAUUGGCCAAGUAGUCCUCUUAAGGAGCUUUUUCUCAGACAAGAAAACUACCACAACUCGUGUAGGAUCAUAGAAAACUGUGGUGCAGAGUGCACACCUAUAAUAUUAACCAGAGAAAAUGAUACUGCAAGAAGUUUCAUUUAAAGAGAUAAAAUGGGAUUUUGAAAUAAAACAAUGGGUUUUGUUUCAUAAGAUACUUUUCAGUUUUAAUGGACUAGACAUCUGGUUCCAAAGUCUCAUUGCAAGAAAUCAAAGAAAGUUGUUUUAAAACACUUCACCUGCAUUCUCUAAAAUUUGUUUUAAAAAAGGGUGUUACAUUUGCAUUGUUAGGAUUUUAUAUUCCUCAACAUAUUGCCACAUGUAAAACAAUUGAAACAGUUUAUUUUUCAUCUUAGAACAGUCAGUUGUUUUAUUCCCCAGUUUCUAAAAUUACACAAGAUUAAUAUUUGAUCUGAUGUAAUUUUACUGAAAAUUUGGUCAUCUUAAAAUGGAAAAGAGAACUUGUAUGUAUGUAAACAUGUUAGGUCAUUUUGAGUAAUCCAUAUAUUUUGCAUGACAUUUGUAAAUGGCAAAAUGUUAUCUUUUUUUAAUCCCAUUCUCAUCUGGUGUGUUUUUUAUAUUUUCUGAAAUCUUUUCCUGUAAAUGUUUUUGCUUUACAUGGCAAAAUAUUACUUUUUUUCUCAAAUUGAUUCACAAAAUAUUUUAAAUAUGGAAUGUGGAGUGGAAUACAUUGAUUUUGCUAUGUAAGUCUUUACCAAAAAUAGUAGCUUUUUAUUAAAUUUAUCAUCCGUUAUAAAAGAGCAAGAUGCAUUUCCUAUGCUACUGAAAAUAUAGUACACUAGAAAUGGGCAGACUGUAAUUUAGUCUUUCAAAGCCAUGUGAAAAGCUGUUUGUGCACUCUUUAUAAACAAAAAAGAUGCAGUUAUUCAUCAGGGACUAAACACGGGAUUAGAAAUGUGUGUCACCAUAACAUGUAAUUGAUUAUGAGCCUUUGACAAAGAAAGUAAAUUUAGAAUUAAAUGCAUUAUCCCUGGAAGAAAAAUCUAGUGCAAAUGUAUAUUCAAAUAAUCUUAAACAAAUACUUACCGUGUAUAAUUAAUAGUUGCCUGGACCAUUUAAAUACUCUUAGACUGAAAUAUUUUAAUGAGAUUAAGUUAUUACCUUGUUUGGGAAAUAAGAAAAGAAAACAAAGCUGCAUAAACAUUUCACUUUUUUUUUUUUUUCCUUUGGUUGAAGGUUAAAUCUGUUAAGUGUGAAUUUAAGGUUUGGGUGGUUGGAAUUUUUGGGAGAGAAACUUUAUUAUGAAAUGAAAAAUUAGUAAUUUAUUAAUAAAUUUUGAGGCUUACAUAGUUUGUUUUCACGUCCUGACAAAAGGGCAAGCACCUAGCCCUUUCAGAAUGAAGGUAGUGAUUUCUGCUUCUUCCUUCCAUGUCAGAAAUGUAUAUGUUGUAAUUUGAUUUAUUGACAUGCACCAAAAGAAAUUCAAUUGGAAACUAAGCCUUUUUAUUUUUGUCCAUAUUCAUUUUUAUUUUAACAUUGUUUUAGAAUCAUCUUCUGGGACUGGAUACAUAAAAUUUAGAUAAAAUUGUGUCUGUGCUGCCUACUGUGUGAAAUAUCUGAUUCCUGAAUUCUUUUCCUAUUUUUUUUUUAUUCUUAAUUUUUUUUGUUUAUUUUGUGUUUUCAAAGUGAAUAAGUGCAGUCCCUCCAAUAAAUAUCAAUGGAUUUAAAAUGUU